Molecule: messenger RNA, 8087 nt
Organism: Westerdykella ornata
Lineage: Eukaryota; Fungi; Ascomycota; Dothideomycetes; Pleosporales; Sporormiaceae
Product: phenolpthiocerol synthesis polyketide synthase ppsA
Exons: 5
Coding region: 1-7854 (2617 amino acids)
Biological process (GO): fatty acid biosynthetic process; secondary metabolite biosynthetic process
Molecular function (GO): fatty acid synthase activity; 3-oxoacyl-[acyl-carrier-protein] synthase activity; phosphopantetheine binding
Source: RefSeq, a predicted model, not a curated record
AUGGUCCUUCAUCCAGUCGAAACACAUGGCCAUGGGGACGCUGGAGUGGAUCUGUCUGCUGAAGAGCUAGGAGGCACUCCGGAGCCGAUAGCAAUCAUCGGAAUGGCCUGCCGAUUUCCCCAAGACGCAACCUCGCCUUCGGAGUUCUGGAAGCUCCUGGAAGAAGGACGCUCAACCAGAACCAAAGUGCCCUCCGGUCGGUUCAACGUGGAUGCUUUCCCCACAACAGCCAAAGCUGGCCACUUCCUAUCUGGAGACCUCGCCGCGUUUGAUGCUUCGUUCUUUGCUGUUCCCAAACAUGAAGCCGAUGCCUUGGACCCGCAGCAGAGAGGUCUCUUAGAAUGCACCUAUCACGCCCUGGAGAAUUCCGGGAUCCCGUUGGAGACGGUCACGGGCUCCAAGACCGGCGUGUUUGUAGGAUGUAUGGGUAGAGAAUACGACUGGACGCUCGCCAGGGAUCCGGACUCUCAGCAUCAAUAUCAUGCUGUUGGUAGCGGUUCGGCAAUGCUUUCCAACCGGCUAAGCUGGUUCUACGAUUUCAAAGGGCCGAGCGUCACGAUUGAUACGGCCUGCUCCAGUAGUUUGGUGGCGCUGCAUCUUGCAUGCCAGAGCCUGCAAUCUGGGGAUUCAAGCAUGACGGUUGUCGGGGGGGCCAACAUCAUGAUCAAUCCAGACGUUUGGAUUGCAAUGUCCAGUCUGAAUUUCCUCUCGCCAGAUGGCCAUUGUUACAGUUUUGAUCAUCGCGCCAACGGGUACUCCAGAGGCGAAGGGUUUGGCGUGAUCAUUCUGAAGACACUCUCGCAAGCGAUACAGGAUAAGGAUACGGUACGCGCUGUCAUCAGAGCCACUCAUUGCAACCAGGACGGAAACACGCCCGGCAUUACGAAUCCAAACAAAGAUGCUCAGGUAGCCUUAAUACGGGAGGCGUAUGCCAAAGCUGGACUCAGCCUCGACGACACCAGAUUUUUUGAAGCUCAUGGCACGGGCACACAAGCCGGAGACACGACCGAAGCCGCCGCUAUCCAGGAAGUGUUUGGGAAAGUGAGAGACACACAGGAUCCCAUCAUAAUUGGCGCCUUGAAAUCGAAUAUCGGACACUUGGAAGGAGCGAGCGGAGUAGCUAGUGUCAUCAAAACCGUGCUGGCGCUAGAGAAGGGUAUCAUCCCGCCGAAUGCGAAUUUUGAGAAAGCAAACCCGCGGAUACCGGUGGACGAGUGGUGUGUAAAGUUCCCUGUGGUGCCACAGACAUGGCCUUCUCCUGGUCUCCGACGUGCAUCACUGAACUCCUUUGGCUACGGUGGCUCAAACGCGCAUGCGAUCUUGGAUGAUGCAUACCACUAUAUGACGAAAAACGGGAUCAAGUAUAGGCACAAUACUCAGUUCGAACAGACGAAACAAACUUUCGUAAACGGUACCAGCGGUACGUUGGGCGAACUUUGCGAGGAUACGGCCCGUAACAAUGGACUGUCCGCUCAUGAACCAGAUCUGGCCGUCCCUUCACCGAAGCAGACGAGGGAGGCAACCCAGCCAACUUCUUCGUCGUCUAAUCGAUCAAAAGCUCCCCACACUCAAACGAACGGCUUAAAUGGUAUCGUGCGUGGCGUGAGGGCUGGAAAUCACUUUGUCCAUGACAGACAGUUCCUCUGGCCUCUCUCUACCUUUGACGAACCGUCAAUGCAAAAUCUAGUGCAAGGCCUGCAGGUUGUAUGCGAGAAAGACUCAAAGCUUUCCACUAAGGAAUUCAUAGUGGACAUGGCAUACACCCUAGCAUCAAAGCGAAACAAAUUGCGAUACAGAUCAUUCUGCCUCGUUGACGAAGAGCUUGGGAAUCUACAAGAGUUCUCCCAAGCCUGGUCUCAACCAGUGAGAACAACUGGCCGAGUACCAAAAGUCGCAUUUGUAUUCACGGGACAGGGUGCUGCGUGGUGGGACAUGGGCAAAGAGUUACUGCAUGAAUCGAUCUACAAGGACAGUAUAACAGAGUCCAACCGUAUUCUUCGUAAUAUGGGUUGCGAGUGGGACCUCUUAGAGGAAUUGACUCGCGGUGAGGAGAAUUCCCGAAUUCUAGAAGCGCAAAUCUCGCAACCGGCCACUACAGCAUUGCAAAUUGCGCUUGUUAACCUCUUGCGGUCUUGGAACAUCACUCCCUCUGCAGUAGUAGGCCAUUCUUCAGGAGAAAUCGGAGCGGCUUAUUGCGCUGGCGCGUUAUCGCACCGAGCCGCACUUCAAGUCGCGUUCUAUCGAGGGAAAGUAUCCGCAGAACUCUACCGUGGCUGGAAUGGACCCGCGGAGGGAAUGAUGGUAGUUGCGUUGAGUCUGAAGGAAGUCGAAAAUCUUAUCUCAUCAUAUAGGGAUAAGGGACAGAUAUGCGUUGCGUGCGUCAAUAGCCCGAAACAUAUCACACUUGCGGGCAGUUCUGCAGGACUGGAUGCGCUCAGACGAGACCUCGAAGCCGAGGGAGUUUUUGCAAAGGAACUCAGGGUCGAUAUCGCAUAUCAUUCUCCUACCAUGGAACGAAUUUCCAAGAAGUACCUAUCACACCUGGAAGGGCUCUCAGGCGUUAACGAUCCGAUGACCACCCAAACAACGCCAGUCUUCUCAUCAGUUACCGGCAAGCAAGUAUCAAUCGAAGAGCUACAAUGUGGGGAAUACUGGGUUACAAAUAUGGUCUCCAAAGUCCAAUUCUCAGCCGCACUUUUAGCGAUGCGUGAGGGGAUUGAGGCAAGCGCGCAGGACUGGAUCGUCGAAAUCGGCCCCACAAACGCCCUACGAAGACCCAUCCUCGAAACCCUAGAAGAGGUGCACUAUGCACCCUGUCUGCGCUGCGAAAUUUCGGCUUACCAGACCAUGCUGACUUUAGCAGGCAAUCUGUGGUGUCAUAACGUCCCGGUCGACCUAAUAGCUAUGAACGGUAUUGAUUCUUCACGUGCGAAUAUGCUGGCGCAUCUCCCCCAGUACCCUUUCAACCACACACGCAAGUUCUGGCAUGAGAGCCGUAUGAAUAAGAAUAUUCGCUUCCGUCAAUAUCCCCGCUGUAAUAUCCUGGGGAGCCAGGACCCAUACUUCAACCCCCUCGACGCAAAAUGGAGGAAUACUAUUCGCAUACAAGAGUUACCGUGGAUUGAGGAUCACAAGAUCAAUGGCUCAGUGCUUCUGCCUGCAAGUGGCAUGGUUUUCAUGGCCGUCGAGGCUGCACGGCAACUUGCCGCCACAGCCGCCGAAUUGAUAUCUGGUUUCAGAAUCAACGAUCUACUCAUAUCCCGAGCGCUAAUCUUUCCAGCCGACGUAGAUACCGUCCAAACAGAGAUUUCUCUCCAGAGGGAGCGCACUGGUUCUAAUAAAACAUCGUGGAGAUUCAGAGUAUUUGGCCUGGAAAACGAUCAAUGGAUGGAAGCCUGCCGAGGGUCUGUUGUUGUGGAAUUCGAGACCGAAGAACUCAAGGAUGGCUUUGAGCAUGACCACGAGCUACAAUUCGCGCGCCGAGCGAGACUCCAAGGUCACCAGCAGACUGCAUCCGAGUGUGGACGCACAGUACUGGUAAAGCAUAUGUACGACAAUCUUGAGAAGUAUGGCUAUUCCUUUGGGUCCAGCUUCCGGUCAUUAUCCCAGAUUCACUUCAGCGAAUAUGGGCAGGCGACAGCAACAGUCGACUUACAGCCGUGGAGAGGAAGGCCUGACCUGCCCCGGCAGUACCUACUUCAUCCCAUCCCGCUCGACGCCAUGUUCCAGCUUCCGUUGGUUGCCGUUUCGAAGGGCAGCUGGCAAGCGAUACCCACCAUGAUCCCGAACGGAGUCCGGGACCUUUGGCUAUCUGCCAAACUUCUUGACCAAGAGAAUACAGAUAUUUUUCUGACCACGACAUCUGUACAGACGGGAUCGCGGAAUUUCGACUUCACAAUCACAGCGUCAACGUCCGCAGGCGGGGAAUUGCUAGCCACUUUCGACGGGUAUCAUUGCGCUGCGAUAUCGACGUUGAAAGCGCAUGAAAGUUCAGAGUGGAGACGGAUAUGCUUUCAAGAGUCAUGGAAGUUGGACGUCAGUUCUGCGAGUCUUCAGAGUUUGGCAAACUACUGUAACACCAGGGCAAUGCCCUUGUUGCAAUUAGUGGAUGCCACUGUCGUCGAUGACGCCGAGUUGGUGUGCCUGCAUUUCAUGGCCAGAAGCCUGGAAUUGGCUGAAGCAACUCGUUCCAAACUGCCUCACAUCCACAAAUACACUGAAUGGAUGAAACACCAUCUGAAGACAGAAGCGGUGCAGAGGUACCUUGGAGCCCGGGGGAUGACUGAUCUACUUGGGGAAAACUCUCCUAAAGCCGCUAUAGUGUCGUGCGUGGAAGAUAGUGGCCCCGAAGGGAAGGUAUAUACGACCGUUGGCUCAGAACUUCCUCGCAUCAUACGCGGCGAGGUGGAUGUAAUUGAUUUGCUUUUCGGAGGGGACUUGCUACAGUCCUUCUAUAGCGGACCCUCUUUUCUAGCGAAUUAUGAAAAAAUGAGCGCGUACCUAGAUCUCCUAGCUCACAAGACUCCCGCCAUGUCGAUUCUAGAGAUCGGUGCCGGAACCGGGGGAGCUACGGCUGCGAUUAUGAAAACCAUCGGACAGGAUCCAUGUGACCCUCACAGUACGCCAAAAUAUCACGCCUACGACUAUACCGACAUAUCUCCUGGAUUUUUCGAGGCAGCAAAGGAGCGAUUCCAGCACUUUUCCGACCGCAUGUCAUUCAAGACACUUGAUAUUGAGAAGAGCCCCAGUGAUCAAGGUUUCAUUGUUGGGGCCUAUGAUGUCAUCAUCGCAUCUUGCGUCCUGCAUGCUACUUCGAACAUCUCAAACACUUUGAGAAACACGCGCUCUCUGCUAAAGCCCAGUGGGAAACUCAUCCUCUUCGAACCCACGGAGCCCAUGAGCACGCGUCUGCCCUUCGUGUUUGGGCUUCUAGAAGGAUGGUGGCUGGCGGAGGAGGAUUCCCGCCGCUGGAGUCCAUUAUUGACUGAUACAGACUGGGAUGCGGUGCUCCGACAGAACGGUUUCUCGGGCGCCGACCUAUGUUUGAAAGAUUUCGACGAUGGGUCUCACACUUUUAGUGUGAUUGUGUCGACUGCGGUUGAUCCUUCCCCAGUGUUGCCAAACACUCCUAGCUGUUCUCCACACGGCGUCGUCAUCGUUGACCCCGACUCCAAAGUGCAGAUUUCAAUCGCCGAGGAGAUCCGACAGCAUGGAGCGUGGGAGAUACUUCCAUUAGAAGCCAUGGAAGACAAGGUACUCGAGCAUCGGAUUACUGUUUUGCUCUUCGAACUGGGGAAUCCAGCCCUGCAUAGGCUAUCUCCCGAAACAUUCCUCUCACUCAAAUAUGCAGUGAACAAGAUGAGAAGAGUGGUCUGGGUAACUGGAGAGUCGACGCUUGAUCCAUUGGCAGGCGUGACGACAGGCUUCGCACGAACGCUGACUUCAGAAAUCGCCACGCUCACACUGACGACGUUAUCACUCGAAAACUUCGGAAAUGCUGCGAUGGCUGCAGAACAGAUCCUCAAAAUCUGCAACGCUCCUACAAAUGAGCUGGAACAGGAGUUUGCCGAAUGUAAUGGCGAACUGCACAUCAACCGAAUCGUGGAGUGUAACUUUCUCAGUGACAGGAUAUCGCAUGCCACGGUCCCGCAACCCCCGUCGAAGGUUACCCUCGGAAGCAAAAGGGAUAGGGCACUCACACUUCUCUCGGAUACUGAUGGAUUCAAUUCAAAAUUCCAUUUUGUGGAAGAUCUUGAUGAUCGAUUAGUGGAAAGUGACGGGGUAGAAGUCGUUGUCAAGGCGGUGGGAAUUCAUCGGACGACCAACGGGUCUAUUGCAUCUCACCAGUGCGCUGGAGUCGUCUCGCGCGUGGGGAGUGAAUUUCCAAGAGAAAACAUUCAGGUUGGCGAUCGCGUCUGUUGUUUGGCCAAGAAUGCCUUCACAACGAUUAUCAGGUCGCGCGACAUCAUCAUUCACAAGAUACCAUCGACUAUGAGUUUCGAGGAAGCCGCUUCAGUUCCGGUCGCAUGGUGCACGGCAUAUUACUCGCUUAUCCAGCUGGCGCAACUCCGCCAGGGGGAGACCGUUCUAAUUCAUGAUGCAACUAGCGCGAUUGGAAGCGCUGCCUUGCAGCUUGCAAAGCUCAAAGACGCUAAUGUUAUUGUUACUGUCGAGUGUAAAGAGGCACAGUCGUGGCUGAUCGAAGAGUACGGGCUCGAUGAGAACAAUAUCCUUUCCAGUCGAAAUGCGGCCUUUGAACACGGCAUACACCGCAUAACCCGUGCUCAAGGAGUAGAUAUAGUGCUCGGUCUUCCCUCCAAGGGAUCCCUGGGCCCAUCGAUGAGAUGUCUGGCUCCCUUUGGCAGAUUCAUCGACGUGUCAGGAGACAGCACACUUGAGAGGAAUGACUGCUAUCCAAUUUCGGAGAACAACAUAUCCGUAUUUCGCGUUAACCUCCUUGACAUGCUUGACAAAGCAAAGAAUCUGGCCCAAAGGAUCCUCGAGGAGGGCUUGAAUGCCUACAAAGCCUGUCGACGUCCAUUUGUUACUCAACGCAUAAAGUCUUUCACGGCAUCUCAGCUUGAGGAUGCCUUUAGGUGCCUUAACGGGGGAAAUUUCUUCUCGUUCGUGGUCAUACGGCUUGAAGAUGAAGACGUUGUUCCGGUCGUGGCUUCCCCCAAGGCGAAAUGGAAAUUUAGUCCAGCGGCAACCUAUGUCAUUGCUGGAGGAACUGGUGGGCUAGGACGGAGCAUCACCCGCUGGAUGAUGGAUAGAGGAGCGAGGUAUAUCGUCCUUCUCGGACGUUCCGGAGCACAGAGCGAAAGUAUAGCAAUUCUGAUUGCAGAGGCUAAGCGCAGAGGAGUAGAGGUGAAGGCGCCAGCGUGUAAUAUUACCAUCAUGAAUGCCCUGGAAGAAGUUAUACGAGAUUGCUCACAGUCAAUGCCGCCCAUUAAGGGGUGCAUACAGGCCUCUAUGGUUCUCCGGGACUCUUUGUUCGAGAACAUGGAUUAUGGGAUGUUCAAAGGCGCUUUGGAGCCCAAAGUCCAUGGAACCAUCAACCUUCAGAAGACCAUGCCAACAGACAUGGAUUUCUUUCUUCUGCUCUCUUCCACAACCGGCAUUUUUGGAAGUCGAGGUCAAUCAAAUUACGCUGGCUCAAGCACCUUUCAGAACGCAUUCGCGAAACAUCUUGUGGCUCAGGGCCAGAAGUGCCUUUCUAUCGACCUUGGCUUGAUGCUUGGAGUCGGGUAUGCCGCUGAACGACAACAUAUCACUGACUCUUUCCGGGCAUCAGGCUAUGAAGGCAUCAGCGAGUCAGAAUUCCACGCGUUACUGGAGUGGGCUUGUGACCCCGGACUCGAGUUGACGGCAGGAAACGCGCAUAUUAUCACAGGAAUCUCGACGCCCGCGUCCGUCGCCGCCAAAGGGCUUGAUGAAAUAUUCUGGAUGCGGAAACCCAUCUUCCGCGGAUUGUCUGAGAUGGAUAGAAGCCAAUCUACCCAAACGAGUGCCUUUAAAGACACGGUAGAUUAUCGUGCUCUCGUUCGGCAAGCUGCAUCCCACAAGGAGGCUGGACAAAUAAUCAGCAAUGGGCUGGUUGAAAAGCUGUCGAAAGCGUUGGGCAUGCCAACUUCAGACUUCGAUGUCGCGAGACCCAUACAUACAUAUGGAGUCGAUUCGCUUGUUUCCGUGGAAAUCCGCUACUGGUGCAGAAAGGAAUUUGAGGCGGAGAUUGCGGUCUUUGAGAUAUUGCAGAGUAAGAGCCUUGAAGAGCUUUGCCUCAUGGUGGCAACGAAAUCGGAACUUGUGGGCAUGAGCGACAAGAAUACGGCCACCGUUCAGAUGGAUAGGUAGAAGCACGUGCUUGUUAUCGUCAUAAAUAUCUUCUACCCACGAAAGGAGUCGCCUAGAUCUGGAAGGGCGGUUGAGAGUUACGGAUGCAGUUGGUUACAGUAUAAUUACUACAGGGCCGUGCUGCAAGCUACCCUAUAACAAGUCCCACAUGAAGGGUCCACUGUGGACUCGCGCCUUUUCACUUCCCACGCACGCCACCACGUGGGACCCUAGCAUAUCUAGCAGAUGGUUGC